UCAAAUCUGAGAAGAAGCUACAUUUUCAAGUAGAUACUUUUUGUUUUACCGGAACUUAGUAUAUCAAGUAGUAUUUACUGAAAGUACCUACUUCUUGUAGUAGAUGCUACUAAUUUGAAGAGGAAUUUAGUAUAUGCUUGACUUUUGCGAAGUUGGUAUAAGUGCAACUUCAGAGAGAAUACUACGGUUUAGUAGAGAAAACGUAUCUUACCUAGCGAAUAUAUUUCUCCCAGAAGUAAAUGAAACUCGAGGCGGUGCUCUUACAAACAUCCAACAAAUGGAAGUAUUUUUAAGAAGCUUAGGAGACCCUGGAUUUCAGCUAGGCGUUGGACUUGAUGUUGGGAUUCAUCAAACAACCGUUUAA
This is a messenger RNA of Acanthoscelides obtectus, 364 nucleotides long. The record is from the annotation of a GenBank genome assembly. Lineage: Eukaryota; Metazoa; Arthropoda; Insecta; Coleoptera; Chrysomelidae.